Messenger RNA from Myotis brandtii (Brandt's bat), 6735 nucleotides. RefSeq names its product KIAA2022 ortholog (gene NEXMIF). The record is from RefSeq and is a predicted model, not a curated record. The transcript is spliced from 3 exons. The coding region runs from base 20 to 4567 and encodes 1515 amino acids. NCBI's taxonomy places the organism in Eukaryota, Metazoa, Chordata, Mammalia, Chiroptera, Vespertilionidae. Gene Ontology annotation, biological process: negative regulation of cell-cell adhesion mediated by cadherin; negative regulation of cell adhesion mediated by integrin; negative regulation of cell-matrix adhesion. Gene Ontology annotation, cellular component: nucleus.
ACACUAAGAGGUUACAUUCAUGGAUAACCAACAAGAUAAGGCUGUUGUUGCCUCAGCCAAUGGAGAAAACACUCUGAAUAAUGGGGUCAAAGAAAAUGACUCAGAGAACCAGGAUAUGGCAAUGAAGUCAUUUGCAGCUCUAGAGGCUGCUGCACCUGUACAGCCUAUACCCAUGGUUCAAAAAGAGACCCUGAUGUAUCCCAGGGGUCUCUUGCCUCUGCCCUCCAAGAAACCCUGUAUGCAGAGCCCUCCCUCUCCUUUGGACCUGAUUGAAGCACCUGAGCAUGCUGCUAAUAGUGCUUCUGUGAAUGCCAUCUCCCUUACAUCUGGUGUUGGAAAAGGCCUAAACACAUGGUCACUGCCCAAUGAGUGUGAGAAAGCUUCAUUUGCCAUAAUGGAGCCUGCAGGCUUGUCAGCUCUGAAUGGGGACUGCCUCAUGCAGCCAAGCCGGACUUGCUUGGGCUGCUUCAUGGAAUCUAAGGAUACAGUAGAUCCUGAGCCAGGGAUCAGUCUAAAAGUUGGUGAUCUAAAUAGGGAUUAUGAAACUUGUGCAGUCUCUGAUAUAGGGAUUCAGUGUAUUAAUGCUGGAGAAAAUAUGAAAUACGGAGAGCAGCUGCUCUCAGACCAGCUUCUCGGCUUCCCCCUACACAAAUCAAGGGCAGGAGAUAGACGAGAAGCUGAGAAACCUGACAUCGACUUGGAGGAUCCAGCUCAGAAAAGUUAUUACGAGGCAUUACUGUUAGAUAAGUGCAACACGGAAGAAGCUUUGCUGGCAAAUUCCAAUCAGGAUUGGGGUUACUUUGAGACUUUUAUUAGUGAGAGUAAGAUUGAACUUCUUGACCUAUGUUCUAAGAAUGAGCUGUCUGUCAACCUAUUCUCUGAAGAAGAUGUGGAUAACUACAUGUUUGAUGAUGAUGAGUCAACACUGGGCAGUGAUGUCUGCUCCUUGAAAAUUCGAUAUGAGUCCUUCCAGGACAAUGUCCGAGACAAGACUACCCUUCUGAUGCAGGAGGAUGCACAAUUCAACUUUUUCCCCAGUGUAUUUACUACCUGCUCCAAGCGGGAGUGUAAAAGUGGGGCCCUGAAGCAGAACAGCGAUCUUUCCCAAUUCAAGGUCCCUGAUGUGAGCAUCAUCUGGGGAGAGGAAGAUAAAAAUCUAGACAAAAAGAAAGGCAAAGGAGAAGGGCAGGAAAAUAAAGAUGUAGAGAAAAAUGAUGGAAAGGAAAAUGGAGAAAAAUCUGCCUUAAAUAAACCAUGCAGUGGGACUGAGGAAGGGCAAUUUAAGAAUCCAAAACAAGGCCAUCUUGCCAAUUCCUUGGAGUCAUCAGGGAAUUUCAGUGAUGACAGUUCCUUCAUUGAAGUCUCUUAUGAUGCCAUGGGAGAGAUCAAAGACUGUAGCCGUUAUAUGGCUCGGGAUAAUAAUUCUGGUGGCUCCUCCACCCAGCAGAACUAUGGGCUGCGAGUAAAGAGAAAAGUCAGGUACAGUGAAGAUUAUCUAUAUGAUGUUGACUCACUAGAGGGUGAAAAAGUAAAUGAGAGGAAGGAAUGGAUUCCAGGUGGUUCCAAAGAGGAAGAUGAUGAUGAAUGGUGUCCCAAGAAGAGAAGAAAAGUAACCCGGAAAGAGCCCCCUGUUAUUAUCAAAUACAUUAUCAUCAAUCGCUUUAAAGGUGAGAAGAACAUGCUAGUGAAGUUGGGUAGGGUGGAUGCUAGUGAGACAACAGUGAAUUUGAGUGAGCAUCAGCUAAACAAAUAUGCCAAGCUGGCGCCCUUGAAGGGCUUCUGGCAGAAGAAGAAGAAGCAGAGAAACAGCAACACAGACUCCAACAAGACACACUUAUGCCCAAAGCAAAUCUUUGAAUCAGGUAGCUUUGAGGUGUCAUUCCUGCCACCUGCUCGCAAACGAAAAUGUAAACUUGGAAACAGGCACAGGAUUCAAAGAAUCCCAUCCAUGGAAACUUCAGCAAGUGCUAAGCAAAUUUCAUUCUACAAUGAUCAGAGGAAAGCUAUUAGUCUUAAAGAAGAUGGAAGCCUGAAAGAUGCACAGAAAUCACCCCCUCUGGCUGCUCCCAGCUGUGCAAAUGGAUCACAUUUAAAUAACAUCACAAGCCCUGACUCAAUGAAAUUCAAAGCCCAAGAUGCAGAAUUUAAGGGGCCAGAGAGGAAAGUGCUCAACAAAAUCAAAUUUAAAAGUGAAGCCAAAUUAAAAUCUAAGAAAAUCAAAGCUGGGCAAGAAAGCAAGCCAGUUGUUCAAAUGAGUCCACUUUUGGAAGACAGAUCCUCCAAGACUAAUUUAAAUAAUGAAGCUAUUCCUGGGACCUCAAACAGUUCCCAUCUAUCUGAAUUUCGUGAGGCAAAGGCUGCUAAGAAUUCUACUUUCCUACCAACAACCUGCUCUUCUGAAAUGCCUCUAUCAUCUGCUAAUGUUACCACCAAUAUACCUGUUAUCCCUGGAGGGUAUCUACAGACAUUGUUAGAUGCUUCUGACUUGUCAAAUAAUAGUGUUAUCUCAUACUUCACUCACCAUUCCCCAGAACAAAAUGAAGGCAGCCUCACUCAUACAGAAAAAUCGUUUGUACCUCUCCAACCUGACCAGGACUGUGUGCUUUCCUCACCUUCUGAGUCUGAGCUACAGCAGUCAUCCCAAAACUUCAAAAUGGAAUCAAGCAACUAUGGAAAUAUGUGGCCCAACAAGCCUACUUCUGGUCCCCAGGAAUUUAUAGCUGAAGUCUCAAGGGAGACAGCCCCAACCCAAUCCAGUGAAUUUGGAGUCUCCCAGGUAGUGUCCAUGGAAAAUAACCUCACAGCUGCAACAUACAAUCCAAUCUGCCUCAAUAGCGGUGAUGGUGGUUGCAACAAGGUCCUAUAUGCCUCUGUGCAAGACACCCAUCUUCCAUCUGAUGAGUCUUAUCAAUUAUGUCACUUUAAUAAUGGCGAGAUCUGCUUUCCUUUCCAUCAAGACCCAGUCAAUAUAGAUGAUGGUAGACUAUUUAGCUUUGAUUCCAUGGCCCCACUCUCUGUCAAUUCAAGCAAUUAUUGCUCCUUACGCUUGAAGUCCUGUGAAAAGGAUCCUGAUGAGGAUAUCACUGAUAACUUCCUGGCCCAUUGUAGCCCCAAGCUGGUGAUCCAGCAGAGCAUUGAUGAAAUAGCACCACUAAAGGAAUCCACUGAUCUCCUUGAUAUCUCCAACUUCACUCCUGACAAAUUCCGCCACUCUUCCCUCUCAGAGAUGUCCCCACCAGACACCCCCAGUAUUUCCCCUCAAAUUACCAGAUGUGACAGUACAAAGACACUAGGAACACUGAAGGGAUUCCAAGAGGGUGUCCCAGGAUCACUGAGCAAUAUGGACAAGAUCAAGUGGGACUGCACUACCCUUCCACAACAAGUCCAAGUGGAGGAUGGAUUUUCUUUAAAUAGUCAUCAGUUUCAGUUCCAUAUGUUCAAUGAUGAUGAUUCUGUCAGCCUGCUCCAAAAAAACCCUUGCUUAUCAACAUUUGAUGAUCCAUCUGAUAAAAUGAAUGCCAAUAACAAAGUGUUGAAAUCAAGAAAGAAAAGUUUUCCCAACAAGAGUGGGUCUGUGAACCAAAGCUCUUCUCAGAAAAAUACCAGGAAAAAAUCCCCCAAAACCACCACCAAAGGGAUUGAAAAGCCAUCUGGUAAAACCUUCCGCCAGGUCCCUAAGUCAAUAAAGAAAGGGAAAUACAUAGCUGCAAUCAAUGGAGAGAAAAUGCAAAUUGGCAUUGGCCACGAGAGAGGUCAAAUCAACAGCCUAUGCUCCACAGGGAAGACACUAACCGAAUGUAUCCAACAUGGUGGUCUUGGGGCCUCUAUGAAGAUGCCAAAUCAGAAGGGACUUUCUGGAGGUUGGGCUUUGGGUAAAGACAGCAGCCCAGGCUGGAGCAACAUGAGCAUGGGCACCAACACCAACAGCCUCCUAGAUGAUGACCAGCGGGAGUUUCAGGAGCCUUCUUAUAUCUUGUCCAACAUUGCCUCUGGUAUGGCAGAUGUGCAGAGAUUCAUGAUGGCCUCCAUAGAGCCCCUAUGGGAGCCCACACAGCACCAUGGGGACCCCAACAUAUUCUAUUCCCCUGAGUCCAAUAGUCUAAAAUUAAAAACCCUCAAAAUAUUGGCUGGAACACCACAGGAAUCUAAGAAAAAAGUCAACAGUGGGUCACCAGGAGCCACUAAGAAUCACAGGUCUAUCAAGGGUGUGAGUAAAAGCAAUGGGAAAGCAGCAGUAGGUGAUCCUGGUGGUGCACACAUGCCUGGUUAUAAUGAGGACUCUCAAUCUGCCUUCUUUGAUAAAAAGUGUAAUAACCUGAGUACUUUCGGUAAUAAUGGACCAACACACAAAAAGUUAUAUCGUCACAAAACCAGCACCAAGGCCCUGAGAGAUGAGAAGUGUAAAGGAAAGCGUGUGGAGCGAGAACUGGUCCAAAAGGAUGAGGCUGGGACAGCUUCUUUUGAAAAACUGAGGGAUUCCGACUACAAUCUCCUAAAAGCAGAAACAGCAUUUUGGGUUUUACCUGUAUUUGAAGAAGAGGCUCACAUUUUCCAGAAAGACAUUUGAUGUUUCUAUUUUAUUUCUUUAAAAAUAUACCUUGUGGUAUGUAUGUUGACGUGUAAGUGCUUAAAGAAAAGAAUUUUAAAGUGUGAGAAUAAGUCUUUGAAAGCAAACUUUAAUCUGAUAUUCUUUGUAAAAGACUUUAAAGUCACACAGUUGCACAAGAAGUUUAUGCACUAUUAACCCAAGGGGAAAAAAGGCAAACAUUGUGCCAAACUACAAACAAGUGACUCUAUUGUAUAUAUUUUUACUUCUGUCAACAUUUGGUUGUGAGUAUUUGGGGAGCUUAUCCCUGUUGAUUUACUAGAAAUAUCCCAGUGAUUCUUGCUAUUAACCACCCCACUUUUGUGGAUAGCACCUAUAGAUCACAGUGGAAACAUAUGUUGUGCUACACAAUUUACCAAAACUUAAAAAUGCUGUUUGAGAUGUGCCAAAUUUUCUUACCUCAUCUCAUAGAUUCACCCCACAGUUUAAAUAGCAUUAAUGGAUUUUUAAGUAUAUUAUAUAUGUGCAUACAUACAUUAUUUAAAAUUUUCAAACUCUACUGUACUAUGUGGAAACAUGAAGAAUUAAGCAUGGCACAAUAAAGGUUUGUUUAUUCCAUUUUUGGAGGGUUAAAAUGUUGGAAAAGUCUGGAAGUGAUAACAGCUAAGUCCAUCAGGGACCCAAGUAUAUACAUUUACAGAAUGUUUUAUAAGGAAACUUUAAAGUUUGUUUUCUAAAAGCAAAAUCUGUAGCUGAAAAUUAUUUAAAGUGCAAAGUUAUAUUGCUCAUACUUUAUAUCUCAGUUUUAUAUAUUUUAUAAUAGUCUGGGAUAAAUUAUAAAAUAGCUAUAAAUCAACACUAAUGGUAAAUUAAGUACAUAGAUUGUUUUUAUUUAAAUAGUUUCCUACAUGUUUUAUUCCAGUUUUGUCAAAAGUGCACUCAUAUCAUGGCUUUAGUUGUUCUCUAAGUGCUUAAUCUUGCAAUGCCAAUGUCAUUUAAAGAAAACAUUAAGACAUCUCAGUACAACUCUUAUGGGUUACGUGUGUGUGUGUGUGUGUGUGUGUGUGUGUGUGUGUGUGUGUGUGUGAUAAAAUGAACAAUUUGUGGUAAUGAUUAAUUUUGAGGCCAUAUACACUUAGUCUGAGGAUGAAUAGUAUUUGAAGCCACGCACUAUACUUAAAUUUCAAUUUAUAUAUAUUUUUGAAAUCACAUUUUUUAUUCAAUCCUCCCCCCCCCUUUUUAAAUUUCACAGCUCCAACAUCUCUCACUGCUAGCUUUUUUCUUCCCCUUUAUUUACCACUUUACUUCUAACAUUUGAUCUAUUUUCCUUGCACAGUUGAAGGUCUGUGCAUCUGAUGAUGGGUGCAUUAUGGCACAGAUGAGAUAAUGGAUGUGAAAGCGCUUUGUAGAUCAUAAAGUGCUAUACAGAUAUAGGGGAUUAAUAUUAUUAAUGUUGUUGGUUGUUGUUGUUGUUAACCUUACUAUUCUUACUAAUACUGUUACUAACCUAUUAACCUUUAAAUAUAUAGGCUGUGGGUGGGAGGGUGGAGACUAGUGGGUGGGAGAAAGGGGGAUUUAAAAAAGGGGGAAGAUGUUUAAAAGGAAAUUUUAAGCAAAAUAUGAAUCUACCUAGUUAUUGCCACCUAACAGAGAAGAAACAUUUGAAAGUAGUCAGAAAUGGAAGGAAGCCUGUCACAUGUAUUAAUAUACACACUUCCCAGUCCAUUAAUUUUUUCACCAGCCUGCUCUACUACUUAUAACUAGGUUGCAAAAUGAACAAGCCUGUGUUCUUGAUGGUGUGAUUGUGUGUGUCUGUAGGGAUGAGUGGGUGAGGAGCAUUUUGUGAAGCUGCUUCAGGUCUAGAAAAUUAUUUACUCAAAAGGCACCAGAUGAAACAUGUCUCCUCCUCUACAGCUGCCAUCCAAAAGGGAAAAUAAUCAAACUGGAACACUUUCUUCUAUUUCUCCACUCUGAUAGCUAGCUGUUUGCACUAAAUUCUAUGGCUGGUUCCUAGGAGCUGGUAUUUGUUUUGGUUUUGUGUGUAUGUGUGGGUUUUUUUUAUAUUUUGCAGCUGAAUUUUGGUUUGGAAUCACCAACUCUGCCUAUUUUGUGAACCCCAAGACUUCAGACUUCAAAAUCACCUGCUGGCAAUUAAAAGAAGAAAUGAAUAAAAUGUUCCAUGAAUACAA